ACACAGGGACAGAGACACUGAGAGAGAGGAGAGAGAGCAGGGGUGGAAUCACAAAGUAUCUCCUGAUGGAGACCCUUCACAACAUCUGGACCUUUUACUUACUCCUGCUGGCUUGCCAACAGCACAUCAAUGCAACAUCCAACAUACAGCGUUGUCACCAGGCGGUGAACGGCUCCAUAUACGAGUAUGGUGCCAGGACUUUGAUCGGAAGCGUGUACAUUCCUCUUCGUCAGUUUGCUGGGAAGUAUGUCCUCAUUGUAAACGUGGCCUCCUUUUGAGGACUUACCUUCCAGUAUGUUGAACUGAAUGCACUGCAGGAGGAGCUGAAGGAUCAUGGGUUCAUCAUCCUCGGAUUCCCCUGUAACCAAUUUGGGAAGCAGGAGCCCGGAGAAAAUCAUGAAAUCUUGUCCAUAUUGAAGCAUGGCAGACCGGGCAGCGGCUUUGUUCCAAACUUCUUCCUCUUUGAAAAAGGUGACGUCAACGGUUACAAUGAGCAAAAACUGUUCACCUUCCUGAAGAACUCUUGCCCACCUGUGGGUGAAAGCUUCGGACACAUCUAUGGCCGGCUCUUCUGGGAGCCACUGAAAAUCAGUGACAUCAAGUGGAACUUCGAAAAGUUUCUGGUGGGUCCUGAUGGAAAGCCCUUGAUGAGGUGGUUUCCCAGGGUGAAGGUUUCCGAAGUCCGAGCUGACAUCCUAAAUGUUCUCGCCCAAAAUAGCCAACAAAACUUACAAAUUCAGAAAUAGCUCAUUAAAAUAUAUUUUUACCUUCUUAAGAUAUGUUAAAGAGUUUUUAGAUUUUAAUAUGAUGCAAAUUUUCUUAAAUCCCAGUGUAACAGAACCACUGAACUGAACAUUUCAGUUUUUAUCAUGUACAACACUUAAAAAGUACAUUGUUUUUUUUUUUUUUGGUAAGGCAGGCAGACGCACGGCACAGGGGGUGAAUCUGGAGAUCUUAGCAUGUUAAUGAAGGUCAGGUUUAAAAGCAGGACGUUCUGCGGAGCCUGACUGGAAACUGGGUGAACAUAGCGGCUCUUCAGUGCAUUCAGGCCACUCUGUUCCACCCAGCCAUGUCUUGUUAUCCAGAUUGACCCACCAAACUCUGCUGCUGCCUGCUGGAUUCCUUAUUAAUAAAGCAUUCCGAGAAA
Trichomycterus rosablanca is the source of this 1147-nucleotide messenger RNA. It is a transcript of the gene gpx3, whose product is annotated as glutathione peroxidase 3. Gene Ontology annotation, molecular function: glutathione peroxidase activity. Gene Ontology annotation, biological process: response to oxidative stress. The transcript has 5 exons. Lineage: Eukaryota; Metazoa; Chordata; Actinopteri; Siluriformes; Trichomycteridae. The record is from RefSeq and is a predicted model, not a curated record.